GCCCCUUUCAAUAGCGAGUAAAUAUUUCUUUUCUUCUAAAGUUAACAUUUUUGAGAGAUUAUUAAAAAGAGCUAUUAUAGUGGGUUUAGCUUUAUCAGCUUCAACAUCGUCCUAAUAAUAAAUAAUAUUUAACAAUAUAAUAAAAAUAAUACCAAUUAUUAAAAGUUACAUCUUUGUUUGUCAUGGCACUAAAAAUAUUGGUUUAAAUGUUCACCAUAGCCGAAAUAUCUUUGUGUAAAAAAUUUGAAAUAUUGUACAUUUUUUUUUCAGAUUUAAUCAGUUUAAGUUAUUAGAGCAAAUUGGAUUAACCUGAUGUCCUACAAAACAUGGAACAAGGUCAGAACUUUUUUCUGCGGACAAAAAUAAAUAAAAAUAUUUAAUUGGUGGUUGUUUUCUCAAGAAAAUGGUACCUACUCACAUUGUACAAUUGUCCCAAAAUGCCUAUUCCUAUCUUUUUAAUUUCAUUUACAGAACAACUUAAAGUUUUAUAUAAGCCCUUCGUUACUAAAAACCACGCAAAAACUAGUUGCUCAUUCCAAUAUCCACUCAAUUUUCCAUUGAAAUUUCCCAAGGGAAAACAAAUAAUAAUGUGACCUUACCUCAAAUAUCAUUUUCAUGCAUUUUAAUCAAAUUAAAAUUAAAUCGAUCGAACUUGAGGGAUUUCCUUCUAUUGACUUUGAGUUUACUUUACUACAAUUACUAGUGUCCUGUAAUGUAGCAACUUAAAUUGUUAAGCAUGAAAGUUACCGAGUCAAAAGAAAAUUUGAUUGAAAAGCUCGAUGACGAGCUGGACCCAGCUUCAUUGCUCAAUGAUCCUAUCGAGAGACCUUUAUCGCAGAUUGAGAAAACUUUUUUGUUGCACGCCGAAAGAGGAGAUCUUGCUACUGUAAAACGAAUUAUCGAUGAAUAUAAAUCGCAGCCGGAAGAGUUUGACAUAAACUGUGUGGACCCUUUAAACCGUUCGGCAAUUAUUGCUGCAAUAGAAAAUGAAAACAUUGAAUUAAUCAAGUUAUUACUUAAUGAAGGAAUUAAAGUAAAGGAUGGUUUGUUGCAUGCAAUCAAAGAAGAGUACGUCGAAGCUGUUGAAGUACUUCUAAACUGGGAAGAAGAGCAUCACCAGUCUGAUGUUCCUUGGAGCUGGGAAGAAGUUGAUAGAUCGGGAGCAUCAUUCACUUCCGAUAUUACUCCACUCAUUUUGGCAGCUCACAAAAAUAAUUACGAAAUCAUUAAACUUUUGCUGGAUCGUGGAGCUACUUUACCUAUGCCUCAUGAUGUUCGAUGUGGAUGUGACGAAUGCGUAAAUUCUAGUAAAACGGACUCGCUGAGGCAUUCCCAAAGCCGUAUCAAUGCUUAUAGAGCCUUAUCGUCUCCCUCAUUAAUUUGUUUAUCUUCUAGCGAUCCUUUGCUUACUGCUUUUGAACUUUCUUGGGAUUUGAGACGAUUGAGCCGAAUGGAGACUGAAUUUAGAGCCGAUUACAAUGAAAUGCGAAACCAAGUCCAACAAUUUGCCACGUCCCUUUUGGACCAUGCCAGAACGUCCUACGAACUAGAAAUAAUGCUCAACUACGAUCCAGACGGUGAAGUAUGGGUUACUGGCGAACGACAAACUUUGGAAAGAUUAAAAUUGGCAAUAAAAUAUAAACAAAAACAUUUUAUCGCUCAUCCAAACGUCCAGCAACUUUUGGCAGCUAUUUGGUACGAAGGCCUUCCAGGUUUUAGAAGAAAAAAUAUGAUUGGGCAAGGUAUCCAGGUGGCUAAACUAGGAGCUAUGUUUCCUGUUUAUUGUACUGUGUACAUGAUAGCUCCUAACUCCACUAUGGGAGUUUUUAUGAAGAAACCUUUUGUUAAAUUUAUUGUGCAUUCAGCUUCAUAUGGACUGUUUUUGAUGCUACUCGGUGCCGCUUCUCAAAGAAUAGAAAUUUUACUUUUGGAAUUGAUAGGGAACGAUUGGGUACAAGAUUUGGUAAAAGAAUGGAAAAGAAAAGAACGAGGAGCACUGUUUGGUUUAGCAGAAUGUGGCGUUAUAAUUUAUGUAAUAAGUUUAAUAUGGGCAGAAUUAUGUUCUUUAUGGUCUGACGGAAUAAUGGAAUACAUUUCCGAUUUGUGGAACAUUGUAGAUUUCAUCACUAACGUAUUUUACGUCAUUUGGUUGUUUCUACGUUUGACUUCAUGUUUUGUUUGUUGGAGAGAUGAACAAAUUGGAAAGGCAACAUGGUACCCUAGAGAGGAAUGGGAUUCAUUUGAACCAAUGCUCCUUUCAGAAGGUGCUUUCGCUGCCGGAAUGAUUUUCAGUUUCUUAAAAUUGGUUCACAUAUUCAGUGUGAAUCCACAUCUCGGUCCACUCCAAAUAUCCUUGGGACGAAUGAUUAUUGACAUUGUGAAAUUCUUUUUUAUUUAUACUUUGGUGCUUUUUGCUUUUGGAUGCGGUUUAAAUCAAUUGCUAUGGUACUAUGCAGAAUUGGAAAAAAAUAAAUGCUAUCAUUUACCCAGUGGCUUACCAGAUUAUGAUAAUAAUGACAAGGCUUGUACUAUAUGGAGAAGAUAUGCUAACUUAUUUGAAACUUCCCAGUCACUAUUUUGGGCCAGUUUUGGUUUGGUAGAUCUAAUGACUUUUGAAUUAUCCGGUAUAAAAGGUUUUACAAGAUUUUGGGCACUACUUAUGUUUGGUUCUUAUUCUGUAAUUAACGUAAUUGUUUUGCUAAACAUGCUGAUUGCUAUGAUGUCUAAUUCUUAUCAAAUAAUUUCGGAAAGAUCCGACACAGAAUGGAAAUUUGCUAGAAGUCGUCUCUGGAUAAGCUACUUUGAAGACACAGACGAUUUACCACCACCAUUUAAUAUUAUACCACAACCAAACAGUUUUAUGAAAAUGAUGGGUUGCGUUAAAUCUACUAAAAGUACUGCUAGUUUCAAGAAUAAAUCCAGAGAUAUGGCAAGAGAAAAACAUGAAGUCAUCAUGAAACUACUAGUGCGAAGAUAUGUGACCUCGGAACAAAGAAAAAGAGAUGAUUUUGGCAUUACAGAGGAUGAUGUUAUGGAAAUACGACAAGAUAUUUCGACUUUACGUUAUGAACUGAUUGAUAUUUUACGGAAAAAUGGCAUGCAAACACCGAGCAUCUCCUUGGAGGAUACCCAGAUUUCUGGUAAAAAAGGCAAAGUAAUGGAGCGACGCCUUCUAAAAGAUUUCCAUAUUGGAAUAGUCGAAGGCCUAGUAAAUGAAAUGCAACAAAACCCCAUUGAACCUAAAAACGUAUUUGGCCAAAUUGCCAAAGUUAUAGGAAGAAGGACAACUAAAAGCAAAAAGAAAGACUGGAACGAAUUGGUAAGAAAAAAUACUCUUCCUAGCAAUCCUAUUGGUUCAGCUCAGGAAGCUGAAGAAUCCAGAUUUAAAAGGCAAAGCUUGAGAAAACAUAUUAUUUCAAAUGUUGAUCAACCGGUAAGGAUUGAGGACGAAAAACUUAUAGAGUAUAAUCCUAAGCUUGUGGAAGUUCCAAGAGGCGCCAGAGUGGCAUACGCUAAAUUUAUGUCCAGAAAAAUUGAGGACGACUAUAAAAAAACCGAAUCGGAAGCUUCGCCCCUUAAACCGCAACGAGAAUCCAAAAAGCAAAGUGUUAAGUUUAGAGGCUCUACUGCUCAUGAUGCAUCUAAAGGAAGCAAUGCGGUGAAACAAGAAACAACUGAUGGUUCUCAAGGUCUUAAUACAGUAAAAGAAACAGGACUUUCUCCAGCCGCCUCUCACAGUCAACCUUCAAAGAAAGAUUCUUUGAAAUCAAAACAAGCUCCUCCGAUACCAAAAGAAUCUCAAACAAAACUACUGAAGACAACCUUGAGCCCAGGGGGUAUCGAUAGUGCCAAACGAGAGUCCAUGCAAAAGGCACUGCUAGAUAAGAAAAAAGUUGAAGCUGCCUUAUCAGAACCAUCAACUCCUUCAAAAUCAGAAACGAAAAUUGUAUCAGAGGCUAAAACUACUUCAACUCCAGCAGCCAAAAAACCCUCAGAUACCAAAACUCCAGCACCCUCAGAAACUUUGAAGGCAAAAGAAUCAGUGGAAAAACCUCCAAGAGUGGCUCCAAAGCCAAAAACUGAUAGUGUCAAAAUUACGAUUGAUGAGAGUCGUCCUGAGCCUUCAAUGCGGUCUAAAUUGACUGGACAAAAACGUACUGGCUGGAUUUAAGCAAUAUGUAUAUGGAAACAGAGUUUUAUUGUUAUGUAUAAUAGCUAUAGUAUAUAUUAUACACUAUUAUUAUUAUUAGUAUUGUUGUUUCAAAAAUAAACCACUUUUAACGCGCUUAAAGUUGUUUUAUCUUUGAUUUAUUUUGAUUCAGACUUUUUCAAUAACUUAAUAGAGAUAAAAAAGGUAUUAAGCGUGAUACCUUGGAAAAUUAUAGUGUAGAUACUUAGGUAGUUGAAUAAAAAAUUGCGGUCAGGUUGCAAUAAGGUAACUUCUCGAAAAUGCCACACGAGGGGUAAACUAGCUUGGAAAAUAAUAUUUUCACCAGAAUUCCACUAAAUCCUACUGGAAUUCCAAUUCCUGAAAAUUAGUAAGAUUUUGAAUUAAAUAUUAGUUUUACAAUUUUUUUUUUGGUCAUCAAGUUGGAAAAAACCCCAUAAUUUUGUUUCUGAGUCUCCAAUUAACUUCAAAUUUGCUUUAUUUAAUGAAAAUAUUCUAAUUAAUAUAUCCUAAAAGUUUCAAGCCGAUCCAAUACUCUGAAGUAUUUUUCAGGCUUUUUCAAAGGUGAUUUAGAAUGAAUUUUACAAUUUUUUCUGAUAAUAAGUUGGAAAAAACCUCAUUAUUUUAUUUCUGAGCUUCAGAUCGGUUUCAGAUUUGCUCUGUUUAAUGAAAAGAUCCUAGGUAAUGAAUCCUGAGGAUCUCAAGUCGAUCUGAUUCCUCAAAGUAUUUUCCAGGAUUUUUCAAAGAUGAUAUAACAUGAAAUUGGCGAGGAAAUUGAUAUCAAGUUGGGAAAAAAAAAUUAUAAUUUUAGUUCUGAGCCUGAAAUCAACUUCAAAUUUGCCUUGUUUGAUGAAAACAUUCUGGUUAAUGAAUCCUGAAAGUUUCAAGUCAAUCUGAUACUCAGAAGUAUUUAUCAGGAUUUUUUAAAGGUGAUUUAACAUGAAUUUUCCAACUUUUCCUGGUAUUAAAUUGAAAAAAACCUCAUAGUUUUAUUCCUGAGCUCAAGAUUGACUUCAAAUUUACCUUGUUUGAUAAAAACAUUCUGGUUAAUGAAUCUUGAAAGUUUCAAUUCGAUCUGAUACUCGAAAGUAUUUUUCAGGAUUUUUCAAAAGUGAUUUGACGUCAAUUUUCCAACUUUUUCUAGUAUUAACUUGGAAAAAACCUCAUAAUUUUAUUUCUCAGCUUCAGAUUUACUUCAAAUUUGCAUUGUUCAAUGAAAACAUCCUGAUUAAUAAAUCCUGAAAGUUUGAAAUCGACCUGAUACCCUGAAGUAUUUUUCAGGUUCGCAAUUCACUCAUUGAUAAUAAAAAUUCUGACCUGAAAAUCAAUUAAAUUUUCAACUGAUGAGUAAUCUAAAGUUCUACUCAUUUUUGAACCUCUCGUCAUUCUGAUAUAAAAAUUAAAAGUUUUCAACUAUGAAAUCCCACAUUAUGGUAUUCAUUCAAACCUCAAACCAUGAAAUACUUGCACAUUUCUGGAAUAUAUUUUUUAAUGGGAAAAUUUUGAAACUUCCGAAGUAGAAAGAGGAAAGAACGGAGCUCAUCACUGAAAUUUCAAAUUAAUUCAAUCGAAAUCAUUUGUGAAAAGUUACCUUGUCUCAACCAUUACCCAAAAAUUUUAAUUUCUUAAACAUUUAAUACUACAAAAAAUAAAACAAUUAUAAAUCCCUAUCUAGACUUCAUUUUUUGCCAGUUACCAAACUUCUGAUAGGCCACAUUCAAAAGUUGAUUUAAAUGUUUCGUUAAAUGUUGAGACAGCGGAGUGAGCUCUCUUA
Molecule: messenger RNA, 5942 nt
Organism: Ceutorhynchus assimilis (cabbage seed weevil)
Lineage: Eukaryota; Metazoa; Arthropoda; Insecta; Coleoptera; Curculionidae
Source: the annotation of a GenBank genome assembly